Messenger RNA from Mizuhopecten yessoensis (Yesso scallop), 4383 nucleotides. RefSeq lists its product as uncharacterized. Gene Ontology annotation, molecular function: nucleic acid binding. The coding region runs from base 1 to 4383 and encodes 1460 amino acids. The transcript has 2 exons. The record is from RefSeq and is a predicted model, not a curated record. Lineage: Eukaryota; Metazoa; Mollusca; Bivalvia; Pectinida; Pectinidae.
AUGCUAGAAGUUUCGGCUUCCAAGACUGAAGAGUUGGAACUGUUGUGUGAAAAACUAGGUCCUGAGUCGUCAAAACAAGCGAAGACAAUUAGGAGUAACAAUGCAGAGAAUCCGGGCGUAGCAUGUGACAAAAUUUGGGAAAGACUUGAAAAACGUUAUGGUGCACCGGAAAUGGUUGAAGCACGACUCAACAAUAGAAUUAAAGACUUUCCGAUUAUUACUGCUGAAAAGUAUCAUUUGUUGUAUGAUUUGACUGAUCUCGCCCUUGAAGUUUCCGCAAUCAAGUCUCAACCGAGAUACAGCGCAUUAUUCGCGUACUUUGAUUCUAAAAAGGGUGUCAAUGAGUUAGUGGACAAAUUACCUUGGCAUAUCAAGGAAAAAUGGACUUCUGAAGCCACACGGUAUAAGCAACAGAAAAAGGAACUUUAUCCGCCCUUUGAUUUCUUUGUGAAGUUUCUGGAGAAGAUGGCAAGCAUGAGAAACGAUCCUGCCUUUCAAUAUGAGCGUAAGGUUGGCAGUCACAGACAAACACCUGCAUCUCAACAAACUCGACAUAAGUCGUCACCUUCGACAAAGCAGAGGUCUAAUCCAGAGAAGGCAGUGGUGGUUUACGCGACGAUCGAUGAUCAGAGUAAUCAGUCACUGGGAACUUCUUCGUUAUUUGACUAUUUCGAUGAGUGCAGUACCGACGUUUCGUACACUCUUGUUUCCUGUUCUGGCGCCGCUGCUGCUGCUGGCAGCGUGUGUACCGGUAACAAAGUUCAAUCUCUCGAUAAUAGUUGUGAACUCGGUAUAACUAGUCUGUUAGAGUGUAAUGACAUUCCUAGUGACAGAAGUGAUAUCCCGUCUCCGGACGUGGCCAGGCAAUUUCCCCACUUGAGUCGCAUAGUACCGUUGAUUCCUCCUGUCAUCAAAGACGCUGACAUGGAACUCCUUCUUGGUCGGGACGUUAUUCGUGCCCAUGUUGUUGAGGAUCAAGUAGUUGGAGAAGAGGAUCAGCCCUUUGCGCAGAAGUUACCGUUGGGGUGGGUCAUCGUAGGUCAGGUGUGUCUCGGUGGAGCACAUGUACCUGAAGUCCGCACUAUGAAGACAUAUGUCCUAGGAAAUGGAAGACAUUCUCGGUUUCAACCAUGUGAGAAUGAACUGUAUAUACAUAAAGACUUGUUUCAAAAGACCGAUCAGGAUGAGAAAGUUGGUCUAUCGAUAGAGGACCACACCUUUCUUCGUAUUAUGGAAGAUUCAUUUGUCAAAGACGAAGAAGGACACUGGGUAGCGCCUCUGCCAUUCAAAGACAAUAGGAUACGUUUACCUAAUAACCGGUCUCAAGCGCUCCGUCGCGCUGGAUCCCUCGAUCGUUGUUUGCGGCACAACGAUGUAAAACGUGCGCAUGUGAUAGACUUUAUGAAAAAGCUGUUUGACAGAGGUCAUGCAGAGAAGGCGCCCGACAUAUCCGACGACGAGGAAUGCUGGUUUCUACCCAUGUUCGGAGUCUAUCAUCCGAAGAAACCAGAUUCCGUUAGGGUAGUGUUCGAUUCAUCGGCUCAAUGCGAAGGAACUUCUCUUAAUGAUGUGUUGAUCAAAGGUCCAGAUUUGGCCAACAAUCUCCAGGGUAUAUUGAUGAGAUUCCGUCUUGAAGAAUUCGCUAUUAUGGCUGAUGUGGAACAAAUGUUUCAUAAUUUCCGUGUUGCUGAGAAUCAUCGCAAUUAUUUGCGUUUCUUCUGGCAUUCCAACAACGAUCUGGAUUCUCCUCUUGAGGAAUUCAGAAUGACUGUUCAUGUGUUUGGAAACCGCACAUCUCCAGCCGUCACCAAUUAUGGUCUUCGUAGGUCCGUGUCAUCUGCAGAUCCAGAUGUACAAUCGUUCGUUUCGAAUAACUUCUACGUUGAUGAUGGACUCAUGAGUUUUCCCAGUACUGACCAAGCUGUAGACUUGGUCAAGAGGACACAGACCGCGUUACGUGAUGGUGGAGGUUUGAGGCUUCACAAAAUUGCGUCUAAUUCUACGGAAAUAUUAGAGCAGUUCCCCAAGGAGGACUUAGCAAAGGACCUGAAAAAUCUCGACUUAGGCCAAGACUGUUUACCUGAACAAAGAAGCUUAGGUAUUUGUUGGCAUAUAGUAUCCGACAAUUUCUCGUUCCGUGUGGACCAAAAUUCAAAGCCUUUUACACGCAGAGGUGUGUUAUCUGUAAUUAACAGCCUAUUCGAUCCCAUCGGAUUCACUGCUCCUGUCACUCUCGAAGGGAAGAUACUUAUGCGGGAGGCCAUGACCUCUAAGAGUGGCUGGGAUGAAUCACUUCCGGAAGAGUUCAGGAUUCACUGGGAGAAAUGGGUUGAUGAACUCGGUUUUCUUCAGAAUUUUAGUAUUUCGCGAAUGUACUGCUCAUUAUCUGUCGAAUUAUCAUCUCGUGUAGAACUUCAUGUCUUUUCUGACGCUUCGAAAGACGCCGUAGCCGCCGUGGCAUACAUCAAAGUGUUUUCAGACGAGACAAAUGAGAUGGGUUUUCUUACCGGAAAGGCGAAAGUUGCUCCUGUGCAUGGUCACACUAUACCCAGACUUGAAUUGUGUGCGUCUUUGUUAGCCGUCGAAAUUGCAGAGAACGUCAGAGAGCAACUCGACGUGCCAAAGGACGUAUUUACCUUCUACACAGAUAGUCGUGUUGUAUUAGGUUAUAUCUCAAAUGAAUCAAAAAGGUUUCAUGUGUAUGUAGCCAAUCGUGUGAGCAGAAUUCGUUCUUUCUGCGGACCGCAAUCCUGGAAGUACGUCGCUUCCGCUGAGAAUCCUGCUGAUGUUCUGGUCGACCCAGAUGAGGAUGUGGAAGUGAGAAAACAAGUUACAUGCCUCAAGGCAUCAGUAUCGUGUGGCUUAGGUUGUCAGCGCUUCGACAGAUUCUCGACGUGGUCAGGUUUAGUGAGAGCUAUCACUUGUUUGAAGCGGUUUAUUAGGAAACGCCAAUCGCGUAGCAUUGAUGGUGUCAAGCUCAAAGUGGAGGCCGAACGCUUCAUUAUUAAGCAGGUUCAGCAAGAGGCUUUCGGUUCAGAGAUUUGUGCGAUCGGUAAUGACAAGAAUAUUCCGAAGGACAGCUCUUUGCUGCCUCUCUGUCCUAUCUUAGAUUCUAAUGGCAUUUUGCGUGUGGGUGGUCGACUUGAACAGUUAAAGUGCGAGAACGAUGACCCUUGUCUGAAAAACCACCCUAUUGUCAUUCCGAAGAAUCAUCAUAUUGGAGAGUUAUUUACACGAAAAUACCACACCGAGGUUCAUCACCAAGGGAGACAUUUGACUGAAGGCGCAAUUCGAUCCGCGGGAUAUUGGAUUGUGGGUGGUCGUCGCGUCGUUAAUUCCGUGAUACAUUCUUGUGUUACCUGUAAACGAUUGCGUGGAAAAUUGGGAUGGACACAUAUCGCUCAACUCCCGUCGGAUAGGGUAGAACCCGGACCCGCAUUCUCGUUUGUUGGAGUCGAUGUCUUUGGCCCUUGGCCAGUUGUCGUGAAGCGAUCUCUUCGAGGUAGUACGACCAGCGCUAAACGUUGGGGCGUUCUAUUCACCUGUCUCGUGUCUAGAGCCGUGCAUAUAGAACUCGUAGAAGAAAUGAGUAGUUGUCAUUUUAUCAAUGCUCUUCGCAGAUUUACGGCUAUUCGUGGUCCUGUACGUCAGUUUAGGUCCGACCGUGGAUCUAAUUUUGUUGGUGCUGUAAAAGAAUUGGGAAUCAGUACAUCAUUUGUGGAAGACGGACCUGUUCAAGAUUUCCUUUCUAAUGCUGGCCAUGGAAUUACCUGGGUGUUUAAUCCGCCGUACGCCCACCAUUUCGGAGGAGUAUGGGAGCGGAUGGUAGGCUCGUGUAGGCGAAUUUUGGACGCUAUGCGUUUGGAGAAUAGGUCUAAGGAUUUGACUCACGAUACUCUCGCAACAUUUAUGGCAGAAGUGUCCGCCAUUAUUAACUCUAGACCGUUGUUGCCAGUAUCUUCCGAUCCUGAGUUACCAUCUGUUCUCUCGCCGAUGCUUAUUCUAACUCAGAAACCUUAUGAAUAUGUCUCAGAACCUGACGUCACAGGUUUCGGUCCGAAGGAUGCUCUUAAAAGUCAAAGGAAAUUCGUUCAGCGUAUGGCAGAUGGAUUCUGGUGUCGAUGGAAACGCGACUACCUUCAUCAACUUCAAGUUUGCCGGAAGUGGCAAUUACCAGGCGACUCGUUCAAGGAAAACGACAUUGUUCUUAUGAAGGAUGAUAUGAGUCAUCGUAAUAACUGGCCCAUCGGUAUCAUUGAGGAAGUUUAUCCGAGCAAAGACAAUGUGGUUCGAAAAGUCAAACUGUCCGUCAUUCGCGGGAAAACUCGUGUUUCGUUUGUGCGACCUAUUUCAGAACUUGUUCGAUUGGUCGAAUUUGAAUAA